This is a messenger RNA of Fusarium coffeatum, 249 nucleotides long. RefSeq lists its product as uncharacterized. The coding region runs from base 1 to 249 and encodes 82 amino acids. NCBI's taxonomy places the organism in Eukaryota, Fungi, Ascomycota, Sordariomycetes, Hypocreales, Nectriaceae. The transcript has a single exon. The record is from RefSeq and is a predicted model, not a curated record.
AUGGCUGAAAAGCGCAAGAUCACCAUCAUGGAGCGCAAGAGCGGCGCAUCUACUUCAAAAGACAGCAAGGUCGAAGACCUCGGUGACAAGUAUACGGGCGUGAAGGUCUUGAUCACAUCCAUGAAACUCCAACUCGAAUUUUCUACAGUCCCAAACCAAGAAACUGAAACUUGGACGGUCAAUAAUAUGCGCUCCAGGAUAGAGAAGGAGAAGCUUAUGGGGGACUGGAAGCCUGUUGGAUCAUGGUAA